Messenger RNA from Acytostelium subglobosum LB1, 252 nucleotides. RefSeq lists its product as hypothetical. The transcript has 2 exons. Lineage: Eukaryota; Evosea; Eumycetozoa; Acytosteliales; Acytosteliaceae. The record is from RefSeq and is a predicted model, not a curated record. The coding region runs from base 1 to 252 and encodes 83 amino acids.
AUGACUAUUAUGAAAUCCAUGACCUCCCUCGGCUCCGUUGGCCCAAGCGCCAUGAGCAAGAGCACUGUCUCAAGCAUGGGUGCUUCAGGUGUUGGCCAAUCCGGUAACAACAAUGCUGGACUUGGAUGUCUGAUUGGUGGCCUAACCCACACUGUUGGUGGAACCGUUAUCGCUGUCGAAGGUGUUGUCAACGGUGUCCUCUUCACUGCUCUCGGUCUGGUUGAUGGUAUCCUCGGUGGAAUCUGUCUCUAA